Messenger RNA from Arabidopsis thaliana (thale cress), 1551 nucleotides. RefSeq names its product basic helix-loop-helix (bHLH) DNA-binding superfamily protein (gene NAI1). The coding region runs from base 297 to 1259 and encodes 320 amino acids. Gene Ontology annotation, molecular function: protein dimerization activity. NCBI's taxonomy places the organism in Eukaryota, Viridiplantae, Streptophyta, Magnoliopsida, Brassicales, Brassicaceae. The record is from RefSeq and is marked reviewed. Gene Ontology annotation, cellular component: nucleus. The transcript has 3 exons.
GCCAAAUUCAUAUAACAAUUAUAAACCAUAUGCUCUUUUUCCAUGCAGAUAUUAAUUGUAUACUGCAAAAUAAUGAUUAUAAAAAACAAAAUCAUAUAGAUCCACUAUAAAGAGUUCACUCGACCACAUUCACAUAACAAAACAAAAUCAUACAUACUCCAGAACAAAGGAAAAUUUAAAAUAUAUCUCCUUAUAUACUCCUAAAGUUUUCUUUCCUUUAGCUUCUUGUUUAGUUUUAUUCUUUCAACAUUAACUUUUUUUUACUCUCUUGUCAAAAGAGAAAAAGAGUUCUUGUAAUGGAUGAUUCAAGCUUUAUGGAUUUGAUGAUCGACACUGACGAGUAUCUGAUCGAUGACUGGGAAUCCGAUUUCCCGAUAUGCGGGGAAACUAACACCAACCCCGGUUCCGAGUCUGGAUCUGGAACCGGGUUUGAGUUGCUAGCAGAAAGACCAACGAAGCAAAUGAAAACCAACAACAACAUGAAUUCAACAUCUUCUUCUCCGUCGUCUUCUUCUUCUUCUGGUUCUCGCACGUCACAAGUGAUCUCAUUUGGGUCUCCAGACACGAAAACCAACCCGGUCGAGACAUCUUUGAACUUCUCCAACCAAGUAAGCAUGGAUCAGAAAGUGGGGUCGAAAAGAAAAGAUUGUGUUAACAAUGGAGGAAGAAGAGAACCACAUCUAUUGAAAGAACAUGUUUUGGCUGAACGAAAACGUCGACAAAAGCUCAACGAGCGUUUGAUUGCUCUCUCUGCUCUUCUUCCUGGCCUCAAAAAGACGGACAAGGCAACAGUUCUUGAAGAUGCCAUCAAACAUUUGAAACAACUUCAAGAGCGGGUAAAGAAGCUGGAGGAGGAGCGAGUGGUGACCAAGAAAAUGGAUCAAUCAAUUAUAUUGGUGAAGAGAUCUCAAGUGUAUUUAGAUGAUGAUUCUUCAUCUUAUUCUUCUACUUGCUCUGCUGCGUCUCCUCUGUCUUCUUCUUCGGACGAAGUUUCGAUCUUCAAACAAACAAUGCCUAUGAUCGAAGCCCGAGUUUCAGACAGAGAUUUGUUGAUUAGAGUCCAUUGUGAGAAGAACAAAGGGUGUAUGAUUAAGAUCUUAAGUUCCUUGGAGAAGUUUCGUCUUGAAGUAGUCAAUAGCUUCACUUUACCAUUUGGAAAUUCAACUCUCGUUAUAACCAUUCUCACUAAGAUGGACAACAAAUUUUCUCGACCAGUUGAAGAAGUGGUGAAGAACAUAAGAGUUGCGUUAGCUGAAUAAUAUUUUAAAAAACGUUUAUGUGAAUUUCGCAGUGGUUAAACGUGUUAGAUUUGGUCUCCAAUUUUGACCAGAUCACUCGGUUUAGUUGAAUAAUGAGUAGUUGGAUAAUAAAACCAGAUAUAUGCACGAAAUAUGGGAUUUUGUCGUUUGUUGAGUGCAAAAGCUGGAUUGGUGUGUGUACCUAAUUAUGGCUGUAUCAUUGGUUUUGAUACUUUGAUAUAUAUUUUUCCCCAAUAUCAUUGGGUUGGUUCAAUAAUGAAGUACCUAAGUGUUCAUUAAUUUUAUUGGCUUC